ACAUCAUUAUAUUACUUUCCACAUCAUUAUAAACCUCAGCUCUGACGAUAAAAUCCAUUCUUACAUUCAGACGUCACCACGAACAAGCCACUUAUAUGAAAUUGGUUGACAUUAUGAGCGAUGUACCACAAGAUUGCUAAUGCUACGGCACACUUCAGUCAACUUACUCCACUGGGCUAGAUCAACAGUGAAUUUCCACCAGUGAGUUGCAUCUAAAACACUUUUUGUACUUAAAUGUGGACUAAUAUAACUUUAAAAAAAUCCCACAAAAAACUGCCAUGUCUUCUCAAACCAUCCCCAUGUCCGUGGCGGUCAAGCCAGCGGAGCCUGUGACGUCAAUAGGUUCCAUGGCGACCUUUGGAAGGUUCCAGCGAUGGCAGUACGUGCUGGCAACUAUACCUAUACUGUUUACUGCGAUGAGUAACAUCAAUUAUGUGUUUUCUGCGGCCGCUGAAGAUGCCAGAUGUGCCGUGCCAGCCUGCGAGUCUGCAAACUCCACACUAUCCUUGCCACUCUGGUGGCCGGCCGUCGAACAUCGCUGCACCCGCCCGGUGCUCGUCAGCGGCAUUGUUGGCAACUGCAGCGUGCACAGCUUCAUCAACCAGUCUGUUCCGUGUGACAAAUGGGUGUACGGUUCCAGGAACUCUAUAGUUUCUGAGUUUGACCUGGCCUGCCAAGAGUGGAAGCGGACGCUUGUGGGCACGGUUCACAACGUGGGUGUGAUGAUAUCCAUGCCUCUAAUGGGCUUCGUUUCAGACAGAUGGGGCCGAAGAAAAUCUAUAAUAGCCAGCGGGCUGGGUCUAGUGGUUGGGGCUUUCAAGACCCUAACCGCGGGUCCGGGCUGGACCGGAUAUCCCCUUUACUUGUUGCUGGAGCUUCUGGAGGCUGCACUGGUUACUGGAACUUACACCACAUGUUUUGUGCUGAGAAAGUAUUUUAAUACCUUGCAAUCUCUUCCCACUUUCAUCAUUCACUUUUCCAAUUUACUUGGUAUAUGCUGUUACAUAGGAAAUGCAGAUUUUUCUUUUCCUUAGCUCUCUGUCACUCGUCAUCUUAUCUUACUUUCAUUCUGUUUUUAUCUCUCAGAAUCUCAUCCACUUUUUCCUUGAUCUACAUAUUCUACUACCGCCCCGCCCUCCAUAUUUUUUCAUUCCAUUUAUGUGACUUUCAUUCAUUCUCAUCACACACCGUAGAUACUACGGAAGGCCAUUGCCCAUGACUGCAAUAUUAUUAUUACAUUUAUAAUAAUUUUUACCCUACUUAUUGUAUGAUUUAACAU
Molecule: messenger RNA, 1279 nt
Organism: Cydia pomonella (codling moth)
Lineage: Eukaryota; Metazoa; Arthropoda; Insecta; Lepidoptera; Tortricidae
Product: organic anion transporter 3-like
Exons: 5
Coding region: 279-1034 (251 amino acids)
Biological process (GO): transmembrane transport
Cellular component (GO): membrane
Molecular function (GO): transmembrane transporter activity
Source: RefSeq, a predicted model, not a curated record